Molecule: messenger RNA, 1132 nt
Organism: Schizophyllum commune H4-8
Lineage: Eukaryota; Fungi; Basidiomycota; Agaricomycetes; Agaricales; Schizophyllaceae
Exons: 3
Coding region: 40-933 (297 amino acids)
Source: RefSeq, a predicted model, not a curated record
CGGCGGCAUCGUGUUUUCUUUGCAUUCGUAUUUCUGCACAUGUCCCAACCUACGACGCCAGUCCUCGAGCGCGGCGUGCUUGCACCUCCGAUACGCCGUUCCGCUCGUCUCCAGCAAAAAAACCCUGUCAAUCCCACAGAGACCGUUGACUCCCAGCCGCGACGCAAGAGGAAGAAUCCUGCGUCGCAGGACGCUGUCUCUAGCAAUGACGAAUACGAUAGCACUGCGCCUCCUAAGCGAAUGCGGACGACACAACCGGGAGAGAACGAAUGCUCCCCAGCAAUUGAUAAGCCCACCGCGGCGUCACCAUCCACCAGCGUCAAUACUGCUCUAGAAAGGCCCAAAGCAAGAGGCCCUAAGCCCGGCGUACAGUUUGCGGACGGCGAGCCUCUGGAACCGGUGACUGACGAGGUGGACCCAGAUGAGGCGCCCGCUACAGCUGCGGCCGCGGCAGUGACGGUCGAAUAUCUCGCUAGCCGAUCCAACGACUCUUGGACCGACAUCAAGAAGAUGCCUUGUCCUCCAGAGGCGAGGCCAUAUCUUCAGCCAACCUAUACACGCGAUCGCAAAGGCCGUGUACUCGCCCGCUACCCCGUCCAUUUUGCCCUCGUCUAUGCGUUCGAAGUGGAAGCCCUCUACCGUCACCUCAAAUCCCGCCGACGAAAGUAUCGGAACCUUGACAUGACUGCCGGUCUGCAUGUCUUCGCCCAAGAGGUGUACGCCGCAUUGCGGCUAGACUUUGGGGACGGGAUAACUCACAGCACACUCGACGACAAGCUCGUCUACACCUUCGUCAUGUCGGUGUCAAAUCGCCCGGAGACGCUCCCAUAUCCUGCAGCUCGUCUACGCAAGUUUCAGGAAAUCAUCGACUUGCAAAAGCCACCGACCGUCUUAGCAUUUCGUCCUAGGCCUCAUCGUGUCCGGUGCCGCUAAGAUACCUGCCCAACGUCUUCCUCGCAACCUAUCUCUCCCAUCUAUACUUACAUUUUCUACUUUGAUAACAUGCAUCUCCCGGGAUCUCGUCGCCCAUGUGCCGAGUCAACAAUGGACGUUCUCCGACUGUCGUGGUGCAGCGGUCUCCUAAGUCUGACGGCCAAAAAAAAUUUGACUACUUGUUCAUGCACGAGCCGAC